Cylindrotheca closterium is the source of this 609-nucleotide messenger RNA. The record is from the annotation of a GenBank genome assembly. Lineage: Eukaryota; Bacillariophyta; Bacillariophyceae; Bacillariales; Bacillariaceae.
AUGUCUUGUCCCAAGCGGUGUUUCAUUUCAGACUUGUACUCUGGAUCCAUCAUUGCAAACUCCAGGGCUAGUUUAGUGCGGAUCUUGGCUACAGUUUUGUCGAUUGAACCGAUCUCCUCCCAAAGUCAUUGCGUGGCAUUUCCAGGGAGGAAGUCUCAGCACGUCGAGUUCAUCAUGCUUCAACUUGACGACGGCACGGCGAGUAUUGGGUUUUGGACUCCUCGUAGCAUGGUAAAGAAGCUGUCUGUGCAUCCUGGGGACGUAGUGGAAUGUGUUGCAAAGCUUUGCCAGAAUGGAGAGAUAAAGAGAUUCUACACAGAGGCGCUAUCUUCUAUAGAGGACCCAGAAAUGGAACAUCUUAGAUGGGCCGAGUUGACGAACACGUCAUCGAAAAGCUCGCGUAGAUUUGGAUAUCCCACGCUGGAAUGGAAUGCAGAGGAAGUAUAUCGAAUGAUUUGCCUUCAAUCUCGAGGAGGAAAUGGGGUGAUGAUGGAGGACUUAGCCCUCGUCAUGCGAAAGACAAAAAAGGAUAUGCAAGCGAUAAUUUCGCGAUUGCAAUUAGAUGGUCUCAUAUAUCAUAACGAAGACGAAAAAUAUGUACCGCUAUGA